Molecule: messenger RNA, 1119 nt
Organism: Glarea lozoyensis ATCC 20868
Lineage: Eukaryota; Fungi; Ascomycota; Leotiomycetes; Helotiales; Helotiaceae
Exons: 3
Coding region: 1-1119 (372 amino acids)
Source: RefSeq, a predicted model, not a curated record
AUGGCUCAGCUCGCUCAACUAAGCAGUCAGUCUUCCAGCUCACAGGAACAAAAUCAGGACUACCUCUCGAUCAACUCAACGCUGAGAAGUCCUACCGACUCGACAUCCCAAAACGAUACGAGACGCAAAUCCAUUUCUGCCAGCUCUAUUCAGACUUGCACGACACAAGUAGAAGUACAAGAAGAGCUCGGAAGACGCGAAACCAAUAAAGGCUACAAAGCAUACGAAACCAAAGUCGUAGUACAACUUUCUUGGUGGCAAUCCUUCAAGGGAAUUUUACGACCAUGGAGAACGAAAUCGCGAGAAGUUACUGCUGUUGUCGUCGUUGCAGAUGAACAUGGAGAAACAAUGGAUAUUGACAACUGCCCUUGGAUUCCCACGGUUCACGUUCUAUCCAGGGAGAAAGAUGAGGACGGUCGCUUCGAAGAGAAAAUUGCAAAAUGUAUGAUUGACACCGGCAAUUUGCAAGGCAAUCUGAUUUCGAAAGACUUUCUGGUGCAGCAUUUGGGACACUCUGAAUCCGAGUUCAUGCAACUAAAAGAGUCCGAAAAGGCUGGAUCUUCCGUUUCGGGUCAUCAAGUUACACCGGAAGGUGCUGUUAAGCUCACUUGGUAUCACCCGAGUUCUAUCAUAAUAUAUCGCGACAUGAGAUUCCUUGUUAUGGAAAACGCUAUGUACGAUAUGGUGCUAUGUGCGCAGGCUAUUGAAAAACACAAGAUCGUUAACCCUCCAAAUUUUGGCGAUGUGAUUCACACUUCCACGUCGAAGAACACCGAUCCUGAAGAAAAAGAUCUCAAGGCAGCAUUAGAGAAAGCUCAGAACGAUUGCGCCACAGAGCAACAUGACAUCGAGAUUGCCAAAGCCAAAGGGGACAAGCCCAAGGUGCAGCGGUGUCAACAGAGGCUCCAAUCGAAACAAAAAGAGCUGAAAAGGGCAGAAAAGGCUAGUGACGCAUACGCAAAGAGAAAGGAAAAGGCAGAAGAAUCGGCAAAAUCGAAGACAAAACAAGUCAAGACUGAGGUCUCACAGCAGCUUAUGAAGAUCACGAAAGUUACAGUUGCAGGAAAAGAUUCUAGUUUGAAACGAGCAUCGACCUUUACAACUCUUCAAAAUAAAUGA